Molecule: messenger RNA, 1059 nt
Organism: Trypanosoma grayi
Lineage: Eukaryota; Euglenozoa; Kinetoplastea; Trypanosomatida; Trypanosomatidae
Product: replication factor C, subunit 5
Exons: 1
Coding region: 1-1059 (352 amino acids)
Biological process (GO): DNA-templated DNA replication; DNA repair
Cellular component (GO): DNA replication factor C complex; nucleus
Molecular function (GO): DNA clamp loader activity; DNA binding; ATP hydrolysis activity
Source: RefSeq, a predicted model, not a curated record
AUGGUAGCAAUGUUGUGGGUGGACAAGUACCGCCCCAAGUCCCUGGAGGACGUUGAACUUUACCCAGAACUCACCGAUGUGUUGAAGCGCCUUGCCGACUCACAGGACCUCCCCCAUCUGUUGCUGUACGGCCCAUCUGGCACGGGAAAGAAGACACGUGCCAUGGCAGUAUUGCAUCACGUGUAUGGUCCUUCUGUGUAUUCACUUCGGCUAGAGCACAAGUCUGUGCAAGUGACAGACAGCAAGGUCGUUGACAUCGCGACUCUAAGCUCUCCCAACCACAUCGACAUUAAUCCCUCCGAUGCUGGCAAUUAUGACCGCGUUAUUGUGAUGCAAAUGAUUCGGGAAAUCGCACAGACCGUCUCAUUGCAGUCAAACGCCUCCAGUGGUGUUAAGUACAAGGUGGUACUUCUCAACGAGGUGGAUAAGAUGGGACGCGCCGCGCAGCAUGCCCUUCGCCGUACUAUGGAGAAGUACAUGUCGACAUGUCGUUUGGUACUUAUAUGCAAUUCCACUUCGCGUCUUAUCGCACCGCUCCGCUCGCGCUGCCUAGCUGUCCGCGUGCCGUCGCACUCCAGGGAGAACUUGACACGAGUGAUUGAAGCAGUAUGCGAGCGGGAAAGCCGGACAGCGCCGUCGCCAGCGUUUAUGGCCACCGUGGCGAGGCGUGCAGAGGGCAACCUGCGCCGUGCACUGCUGAUGGUGGAGGCCGCCGCCAUGAUGCGGGUAGACAUGGCGGGGAACGGCAACGACAUCCCACAGCCCGACUGGCGCGUCUUCCUUGACGAGAUUGCAAACGACAUCGUCUCUGAACAAACACCAAAAAAGUUGCAUGAAGUCCGUGGGAAGUUCUACGACCUGCUCGGUCAGUGUGUCUCUGGUGAAGUGAUCUUGCGGGGACUUGUUGAGAAUCUGCUCGCUGCCGUUGACCCGGCGCUCCGAAGGCCUGUCGUCGCCCUUGCGGCGCAGUACGAUCACAACAUGAAGCUUGGCACAAAGUCUAUUCUCCACUUGGAGGCGUUUGCUGCUGGGGUAAUGCAGCUUCAGAAGGGUGCGUAG